UUCCUCCAUUUCCUGUUAUGCGUCCAGAGUUGGACAGGACAAUCCUCUAGUCCACAAUAUGAAAUAAAUUCCGCUCUGUGGAUGAAUGACGCUAGGUUUUUAUUUGUUGUUUCCCAGAGGUGUCGUUGAUGAGCAUGCGAUGGGUCACGCAGAUGGCAGCUUCUGCUGUCGCACCUGAUGUCAUGACGCUAUUGGUAUUUCCCAUGACAACCGUGUAUCGGGUCCAGUAAAUAUUCAGGAGCCACCAUGCCUAUCACACUGCUGUGGGCCGUGGAUGUGUAUGGUAGAGUGUACAGCCUCUCCACAGCUGGCCAGCGCUGGGUCCGCGCUGAUGACCUGCUGCUGGAGCUGAAGCGCGUCACUGCAGGCAAGGGACGCUGCUGGGGCAUCGGGUGCGAUCACCACAUCUAUCUGAACAUAAUGCCCAGUGAGACUUCCAUCCGCUACCGGGAGGAGACCUAUGAGAACCAGAGAUGGAACCCAGUGGACGGCUUCACUGACGUCUUGCUGCCCACCGACCGCUGGCCCUGGAGCGACGUCACCGGGAUGAAUCCACAGCCACUCCACAGCUUCCAGCUGCCGUCCCGCAGCUGGGAGUGGGAAGGUGACUGGUAUGUGGAUCAGAGCUGUGGAGAACCCAGCCAGACUGGGGGCUGGGAGUACGCUGUGGAUUUUCCAGCCAACUUCUCCCCAGACAAGAAGUGGAACUCCUGCGUCCGCCGUAGACGAUGGAUUCGUUACAGAAGAUACACAGCACAAGGCACAUGGGCAAAGAUCCCUUUGGAUGACCCUAAGAAGCCCCCGCUGCCACUCUGUGACAUCAGCUGUGGUGGCUGGGAGAUGAGUGACCAGUCAGGGAGGUACCCAUACCUCUGGGGCGUGUCACAGCAAGGGCAGGUGUGGUUCAGGGAGGGAAUCCACCCCCGAGUGCCAGAGGGUACCAGCUGGGAGGAGGUGGAGGUCCCCAAAGAAGUGGCUCAGUUAUCAGCCGGCCCUGGGGAUCUUCUGUGGGCUUUGCUGUGGGAUGGAAACCUGUUGGUUCGUACAGGCCUCAGUCUGGACAGCCCAACAGGUACCUCCUGGUUGGAAGUGGAGUCGCCCUCAAAGGAGGUGGAGGCUCUUCACGUGGCCGUCGGAGUCAGCGUUGUGUGGGUGGUCACAAAGGACUAUAAGGUGUGGUUCAGGCGUGGCGUAAACUCCCACAACCCCUGUGGAUCUGGCUGGAUCAGUAUCGGAGGGGAGAUGAUGAUGGUGGACGUGGGACUCAAUGACCAGGUUUGGGCCGUUGGUGAGGAUCGUGGGUUGUAUUUUAGGAUGGGUGUGACCCAGGCUGAGCCGAGUGGAAAUGGCUGGAUCCCUGUUUCUGCCCAGUGGGGCACCAAUAAAGAGCUUAUUCCACCCAGGGAUGAGUGUGAGUUUAGUGGCCACCCGGCUGAGACUUCACAAGGCCCUGCACCAAGUGGCGCUGAUUCAGACUCGGAGUUGGGUCCGACUAACUCAGAGCACAGCGCUACUCCUAUACUGGAAGCAGCAGCUCCCUCUAUCGUCCCAUUGGGGGGCGGCGACACAUUUGCACCUCCUCAGGAGGUAAAAGAACCGUCCUCAGCCUCUCAGCAAGAUGCUCCAAAAGCAUUCAUCCCAGCCAGCGACAGCUUCAUCAACAGCCUGGUGUCAGACCGCGACCGAAUCUCCACAACGCAGCCGUCCAUCACCGAGAUGCCGCAGGAAAACGGCGUGGAGAUGCCUCCAGCUCCGGUGCUUCCCACCCUUCCAACCACUGGGCACGACGUUCCCUUUAUGAACGUGGACCUAGAAGGGGCGGGGACGGCUCGGAGCGCACAAGCAGCAGGGUGUUCACUGAGCGACGUCCUGGGAACCCUGGAGAACUCGCAGUGCAUCGGGGAAGAGGAUGGACCCGUGUGGGCUUGGGUGUCCGGUGGAGGAUGCGAUGUGGAUGCAAGUUCCCGGAUCAGCUGGCUCAGUUCCACAGGUCCUCUCAAUAGUUCCCUGUCUCUGACUCCGGUGCAAUCAGCAGCCUGGAGCGAGCAGCCUCAAAAGCAGCAACAUCAAGAGAUCACUAGGAAACCUUUGGAGAGAAGCAACUCGGUGUGGGUGCGUAAAGGGGCAUUGCGCUGGUGGAGAGACUGGAAGCCACAGCGCUGGAUGGAUGUAGGUGUUGCUCUUGAGCAAUCCACCAAGUCAGAUGGGAAGAAGGACAGCAUCUUCUUUGUCUAUUACACUCAAUAUGAUGAGAAAAAGUACCUUCAGGUGUUCAUAAACGAAGUGACGGCGCUGGUACCGGUUCUGCAAGACUGCCACUACACCUUUGCCGUGUACACAGCCGAAAGAACUAAGCAAAGAUGGCCACUGAUACUGGCAGCGCCAUCAGAGAAGGAAAUGAAUGACUGGCUGGAGCUGCUGUCAGACUGUUGCUGUGAGUGGCGAGGGAUUGCUGGGGCUCCGACCAGACAGGCGCUGUGGUCCACCACCUCCAAGGGAGACAUCAUGGUACACGAGCCGCCCCUCUCUUUGGAGGCUGCGGCUCACCCUAUGGCCUGCGACCUUAUGUUUUGGUGCCAGAUCCCAGGCCACCUGCGCUGCGUAGAGUCUAACAGUCUGGGGCUGGUAUGGGGCAUCGGGUGGGACGGCACUGCCUGGGUCUACAGCGGGAGCUUUGGGCAACAGCCCAGCUCGGUCAACCCUGAGAUUCACUUACAGACUGAUGUCAAGAGUGUACAUGUGUAUGAGAAUCAGCGAUGGAACCCAAUGACUGGUUACACUGACAAAGGACUUCCUACCGAUCGCCACAUGUGGAGUGAUGAGAGCGGCCUAAAGGAAUGCACCAAAGGCAGCACAAACCCUCCGACCCCUCAGUGGUCCUGGGUGUCGGAGUGGGCUGUGGAUUUCAGCGUUCCUGGAGGAACAGACAAAGAAGGCUGGCAGUACGCUGCAGACUUUCCCACGACAUUUCACGGCCACAAAACCAUGAAGGACUUUGUGAGGCGCCGGAGAUGGACAAGGAGGUGCAAGAUAACAGUGAGAGGUCCGUGGAAGAUGGUGCCACCGAUCCAUCUCAGCGACAUCUCUCUGAUGCCGUGUCUGGCCCAGAGCAAAAUGGAGCAGGUUCCCUUGUGGGCCCUCAGUGACAAAGGAGAUGUCCUGUGUCGGCUGGGCGUGAGUCCUCAGAACCCCGCGGGUAGCUCCUGGCUUCAUGUAGGCACAGAUCAGCCGUUUAAGUCUAUCUCCAUUGGAGGAGCCAAUCAGGUGUGGGCCAUCGCGAGGGACGGAGCUGUGUUCUACAGAGGAUCCGUGUCUCCACAAAACCCUGCAGGAGAAUGCUGGUACCACAUCCCCUCUCCUCCGAGGCAGAACCUCAGACAGCUCUCCGUCGGUCGGACUUCUGUGUUUGCUGUCGAUGACAACGGUAACCUGUGGUACAGACAGGGCCUCAUGCCCAGCUACCCUCAGGGCUCUGCGUGGGAGCUCAUCUCAAACAAUGUCACCAAGGUGACUGUGGGACCACUUGACCAGGUUUGGAUCAUCGCAGACGGAGUUCCAGGUUUUCCUACUGAGACUCCUGGAUCCGUCUGCCACAGGCUGGGUGUGGGGCCCAUGACACCCAAGGGUCUGUCCUGGGACUACGGCAUAGGGGGAGGAUGGGAGCACAUCAGUGUGAGGGGAAACUCAGCGGAGCCUCUUCGGGGGCCCGCCCCUCCUCCUGGCGGCCCCUCUCGUAGCCCCGCCCUCCAGCGACCUGCGGCUCAAGCGAACGGGAGAGCCGUGUGUGUGUAGCACCUCUACAGUCCCUCCUUAGCCCCCCGGCCCUCUUUGUGCCUGGAAAUCCGUUUGUUUCCUCGGACCUAUUCUUCAUUCCUUUCACGUAAAGGGACUGCACAAUCGUAAAACAGACUUUCUGACUAAGCAUUUCGGUCGGAUUUGUUCGAUGGAUGAAUGUUACAGCAGGGUUGAUUUGCACAAGAAGAAAUAUCUCAGUAAGAUGGAGGAACGUAAUCUACAAAAAAAAUAAUAAUAUGGCUCUCUUGAUGUCUCUUACGACUUUUUUUUUUUUUUUUUUUCCAAAACAAAGGCAAAUGCAAGUUGAUCCGACCACUGGACUGAAGCAAUAGCUUGUAUGCAUAUUUACAGCCUCCUGUGAAAACCUGGGAGGGUGAGAUUUUAUUUAAGGGCUACACUUUGUUUUUUAACGAACAUCAGUGUAACCUGGUUUUUAAUUUUACUCUCAUUUUUGAUUGACUUACUCAUCAAAACUCUGUUUGCAUUUCAUUUUAAAUUAUUUACUAUGCAUUGUUGGAAUACGUUUCCGUUAUCUUGUCCGGCUGUUUGUGGUUGCAGUGCUUACAGACAGCGUGUUUUUUUUUUUUUUUACUAUACAGAUUGAAACAUCUCAGUCUUUACCAUCAGAGGAUUACCUCCCCACCCUUUUGCAAUAAGUACAUGUUCCUGUUAAUACACACACCAAUUCAUAAAACAACGACCGUGACUGUUAACACCACAGCGGCUGUUGGCGUCAUCAUGAUGUUAUAAAGGGUAUUGAGAUGUGAAAUAAAGACUUAAAGUACUGUUCUAUCA
This is a messenger RNA of Gambusia affinis (western mosquitofish), 4590 nucleotides long. It is a transcript of the gene tecpr1b, whose product is annotated as tectonin beta-propeller repeat containing 1b. Gene Ontology annotation, cellular component: membrane. The record is from RefSeq and is a predicted model, not a curated record. The transcript has 26 exons. Lineage: Eukaryota; Metazoa; Chordata; Actinopteri; Cyprinodontiformes; Poeciliidae. Bases 247 to 3792 code for a protein of 1181 amino acids.